This is a messenger RNA of Pecten maximus, 9642 nucleotides long. RefSeq lists its product as uncharacterized. Lineage: Eukaryota; Metazoa; Mollusca; Bivalvia; Pectinida; Pectinidae. The record is from RefSeq and is a predicted model, not a curated record. The coding region runs from base 44 to 1981 and encodes 645 amino acids. The transcript is spliced from 14 exons.
AAACUGUCAUGGCGGGUUAGAUGUGGCAAUCGCGCCGUGGAGUAUGAAUAAUGGUCUAAUUUUCGUCCGACGCAUUUUUUGUUGCAAAUUUCCAAUAGCUUUUAGAACUCGCCAGAUGUGGUGGAAGGGAUCUAUUCAGAAUUCUUUCAGUAGAAUCAAUUCUUUGAGCAGGUCCAGAAAACUAAUCCUGUUGAUUUUGCUGCUGUUGUUGUUACUGUAUUUCCUUGGACCCUACUUUUUCCGGACCCAGACGACGCAAAUCAAUCUUGAUGUACUGGACAGUUGUGUAGAAGAUAAGGUCCGUUAUUUCCAUAAAGCCACGCAAAGUUUUGAUGCCUUUGUGAACAGCCCUGGAGGGCCAACAGUAGCAAGUCGUCACUAUCCGGCCUAUGUUGGAAAUGGCCACUUGGCGGCAGCAUUGGGAAGCUCCAAUGGGUUGUUUGUGCGCCUCAAUAGGGCUCUCUCACUCCCAGUCAAGUUCUUUCCAGUUGUGUCAGCUUUCAUGGAAAAUACACAUUCAUCUGUGAAAGAAGUGACAGCCUUACACAUCAAGUCUGGUAUUGCUUACAGGAUCCAGACAAUUCAUGUGGAAUCUGGAUGGACCGGUUCGUGUGUCUCUAUUGGAACACAGUUGUACGCCCACAGGUCAAGGCCAUCUGUACUUGUACAAGAUAUCAAACUCUCUAACCCAAGUAAAAACCAGGUGGUUGUAGACUUGGACCAGAUUGGAGAUUCAGGAUGGGAGGGCUCCAAAACUAUCCUGAAAAGUGCUAAGAACAAUGUAGGGGAGGAUGUCCAGUACAGUUUGACCUCUGGAGAGGUCAGCAGUCAGCUUGAUGAUGGCUAUAUCUCGUACGUCACUGUAGCAACUGUUAAACUACCAGAAAAGUUCAUCAAAAUCCCGGCAGGAAAAACCAAACUGCUACAUGUGGUGACUGUGGUACAUUACACAGCUCCAAUGCCCAAGAAUACGAGGGACCCUGUCGCUGUCUUCAAGGACUUGGAGGGAAAAGUGGACAAGGAUAUGCUGGAAGUGUUGAAGAUCGAUGACAAUGUCCUGAGGGAGGAACACAUCCAUGUCUGGAACAAGCUGUGGCAGAGCGGGUUUGGAAUCAGCUACUCCAAGGCCAGCGGAGCCUUAAAUGGGGACAAGAUCAACUCCACCAUGUAUUAUGUGAUGAGUAACAUACCCGCACCACUUCACAGUGUCACAUCUACGCAGAAGGAGCGUACAGAGAUCUACCGCACUCUACACUACCCGGACAGGUGUUACGGCGGACAUUCUACACUACAUGCCAACACACUGUGGGUAGACGUGUCAGAUGAGGAUGACAUCGCCAGGGUUACCACGACAUGGAUGAUCACCUUGGAGAAACAAGGCUGCUCUGUCAUGGUGAAAGCAGGUGCUGAAGGUGUGAUACAGGCUAUGGUUCUGAGUCUGGGAGCCCUACGAUUUGCCAAUGACCAUCUUGAAUUUGCCAUGGAGCCUAAGGACCUGCACCGUGAUCUGUUUUUCCACAGAAUUAAUUACGGCAAUAAUACUCACGUCAAUGUGUCCGUUAUUGUUGGGGAAGAUAACCGGGCCAAUAUCUAUGUGGCGCUUGAUCGUAAUGACCGGCCGUACUACGCAUGCGACGCUGGAUGUAUAGAUGCCCCAGCGGCCCUCAGUAAGGAGCUGAAGCAGUUUCCGGUGAAGCAAACAAAACCACUGACUUCCAUCUUGUACAUCACGGCCGACAAAAUCCACAUGGAGGAACUCAAGCAUGCCAUCCAUGUUGAAAACAUUGUAGAAGCACCGGCCCAUGAACACCACGUGAUAGCCCUCCACAAGCAUGGUCAUCACUUUGGGGGUCUACCCACAAUAUUCUGGGUAUCCAUUGCAUUCCUCGUCGUUAUUUUCCAUUUAUUCCUGUGUAAACUAAUAUACAAUGAAUACUGUGCUGGACAGGAACGUUUCACCAGGGGGCGCUAUAAUGUAUAGCACAAGUAGGCCCCUCCAGUAGGGGCACAUCAAAGUGUAGCAUAACUUAUUCAGUUGUACAUCAUGCAUACAUUGUAAAAACCUAUGAUCAAACAAGAAAGAAAAGUGUUUUAUUUGAGAAGCAUUAAUUAUGCUUACCAUAUCUUCAUGGUAAAAAUUUUUUCCCUUCAAAUUGACCUGAAACUGAAAGUCAAAUUCAGAUCUAAUAUUUAGGUCAGUUUCUGGUCAAGUUAAGGUCAAUUCGUCCAGAAAUAUCCUCAUGUGAAUAACAUAGAUUUAAUCUGUCAGAAUUUUAUAUUAGUUUGAUUUCAGAUCAGGACUUAAACAAAGCUAAACUGGCUAUUUGUGACACUCGGUUUAAUCUGUUGAAAUUAUGAUUUUUAAACCUUCAUGUGAAAUCAUUUAACAUUUUAUUCCUCAUAGAUAACAAGUAUUUAUUUUGGCUGUUGCAAUAUCUUGAAAGAAUUUAUUUGAAGUUGAAAGUUUUGAAGGAAAAUUUAGAAUUUUAAUAUCGUGUAUGCCUAUAGCAUUUUUGGAGUGUUAUUCUAGCUACAUUCUAUCGUCCAGAGAGAGUUAUUCAUUCAUAAAUUUAUAAGGUAUGUGAUGGUAUGACAUAGUUGUCUACCAAGCCUUGGUAGAGACUCUCAAAAUCUCAAUGUGUUAAUACAUUUCUGUAUUAGCUAUCAUUGCAUUAACUAAUAUUAUUUUCCCAAAUAAUGAUGAAAAUUAUAUAAUUAAUUUCACUGACUAUUUCAUUUGUGCUACCAUUCUACCUACUGGCAAUGCAAAUACCUAACUUAUCGAGAUCGUAUGUACCGGUAUGCGAUACAUUUACUGGCAAUUAUACAUAUAUAUUAUCCUAUUGUUCAUAAACAUACAGGAUUAAAUGUCAAUUUCUUCAUAAGUCGCAUUUAUCCUGUUCUAAGCAAUUCUGCAUUGUUUCAAUAUACCACACGAUAACUUUUUAUCUGAUCAAUAAGACAAUAUCUUUCCUAAAUUUGAUAAUAUUACUAGGUGAAACGUAUAACUCCAGCACUGAUUGUCUUUAAAUUAAAAGGAAUAUGGUUCUCAUGCAUGCAUAACACUAGUUGCCAUUUGGCUAAAAGUUAGGAAUCGAUACAGCUUCUUAAAGAGUGAAGAAAGAAAAAUUGGCAAAUAUGGUGCUAGUUACUACCAGAAACUAAUUUAAUGAGUCAAUUGUGGUAUUUUUUUUUUUAAGAUGAACAUGCUAUUGUGGAUCUUCAUGUAUUAUAAAUUUGUUGGUAGGUAUAUUUGUCUCAGCAGAAGUAGUGAAUUUCAGUACAGCAAUCCCUGGCCAUAAUCACAGGCAUUUGUAGUUGAUUGAAUAAAAUAAUGCAAAAACAAUAAAAAUGGUCUAUAUAAAUAAAUAACGACUUAUUCUAUAAAGAUGUCUACUAGGUGUUUAUAUUAUCAUUUGAUUUAUAACUACAAAUGGCUGUGAUAUGAUUUAUAAUAGUUGGUGCAGGAAUAUUAACUUGAUGACUUGGGGAAAGUCAUUUGUUUAUGUAUACAUGUGUUAAUGUUAUUUUAUUUGUUGAUAGAGAUGUUGUCUAUAGAGAACACCAAAUUAUCUCCCUUUGUGUAUAUGUUUUAAUGUGGAGGCACAAUGAUCUAGUGAUAGGACGCAGGGCUACAUGACCAAAGGGUCACUAGUUCGAGUCCCAGCUAGGGCGCUGUGUUGUAUCCUUUACUCUGUUGUGUUACAGUCGACUCAGCUGUAAAUGAGUAUGUGGUAGGGCAGGGCAAGAAAUGUUGUUCAUAAGCUGUUAGUGCCGAAAUGUCAGCUCUGGAUAUAUGCUCCCUAGGGAGUUGAGAAAGACACUGGCUUGUUGCAAAAGGCCCUUAUAACUACAGAUAAUAAUUUGUGAACCGCUUCAAACAGCUUUGUUGCUGUGUUAUAGCGGUAUAGAUCAUCCCAAAUUAUUAUUAUUAUUUUGCUGUGAUAAAAAAAAAACUUGUGUUGGGCUUACAAGUUAAACAAAGCUCACAGACUGUCUAACAAAGCGACUGUCCUUGUCACCAUUUUCAAUCAGAGGGUUCUAGAUCUGUUGGUUCUCCACAUCUUUUGAAUCAUCUACCAUCAGUACAUGUUGUUACAGCAUAAAACCUCAUACUAACAGUCAGGGGACAGUUAAUAUACAUUAGUGGUUUAGGUUCUUGUCCAUAGGACUGUAGCGUUAUAAGUACAUUUUAAAAUGAUUUUUCAAGCGACACACUAAACUUUUUUGGUGAGACCAGAGAUGUAUAGAUAAUAGAAGUUUGUCAGUCUAGGCAGGAGUGAAAAUUCUAUACAGAAUGAGUGUACCUGGUAGGUCAUUUACUGAAAUGCACAUUUUGUCUUUUUUUUUUUUUUUUUUUUUAUUAUCGAAAAAUGCAUUUACUGACAAGUUACUGUAAAAGUUUAAUAACACUAGAUUCUACUGCAGCACACAAAGAUAUAAUUUUGAGUCAUGAAUGUUACGGGAGAAUUUCAUGGUUUGUGAAAAUCCAAUAAAAUGCAUCCUUAAAAUUUAAAUUUUCAGUAAAAAAUAUUUUAUAUUAAGAAAAAACUAAUUUUAUCCCUCCACACAUCUCUUAGUUGUGUUGAUGUUCCAUCACUCAGUUUUUGUGAAAAAACAUGUGAUUGUAUUACAGGAUUAUGUGUGAUAAUAUUUUGAAUGGUUUUGUUUACAUGUAAUAUUUAAAUAUCAACAAUUGAUGUUUUCACACAUUUAAUGAUUACAAUAAGAAAUCUAUGAGGGUAAAAUAAAACAUUCAAAUUACCUCCCCUUUCAUAAUUUACUGCCUUGAUCUUGAAAACUUCCCUGUAGUAAAACUCUACAACAAGCAUUUCCAAUAAUUAUCAAAGAAUUCGGACGUACAUCAAAAAAACAUUUUUACCAGUUAUUCAAUUUUAAGUGGAAUGUUUGAUCUUAAAAAAACAUCAAAAAUAUGUAUUCCUGGUGAAAUUAAAAUCCAUUAGAUAUUUAAAUAUUUCUACACCAUUGUCCACUUUGUGAAUUAUCGAAUGAUACAGAAGAUAUCAAAAUAUGUGCGUUUAUGCCGCGAAGGGAGGUAAUCCAAAAAUAUAUUCUUGAGUAGCGGUCAUUAUCAGUAUUAAAAUGUUUCUUUCUCAAAUAUGGUUGGCCUAUUACUAUAAUACAGUAUUUAUAAUAUAUCAUUAGCUAGCAGAUGCUUGAAGGUGUAAGAAACCAGGAAAAUUAGCCAAAUUUGUCUAUCUAUCUAAAUGUUUGCAGAGAUAGAUUUCAUCAAACUGGCAAAACAGUCUAAGGUGUCAAGUGUGUGACUUGAACACAAAUGCAAGGAGCUGUAUAUGUUUGUAAAUAAAACAAAAUAGAUAGAAUCAUUUAAAUUAUGGGUAAACGAAAAUAUGUAACCAUUAUGGGACUAUUUAUUUGGAAUUGAUUAAAAGGGAUUGGCUAAAUUUACUAAUCAUAUAUACAGCUUUAUCAUAUGUAUCGAUAUAUAUUGUAUAUCACACAUUUAUGGGAAGUAUGGAAGAAAGGUGUUUUUUGUUUGCUUUUUUUCUGGGCACAAAUAUUCAAGUUUUUUAUUGUUGUAUGUUUGUAUUUAACUUGGAAAGUAGUGAAGGUAGUUUAUUCAGCACUAGGGUUUGGUUUGGUACCAGUACAUGGGAUAUUGAACAAACCACGUUGGCCAUAAUUGACUAUGCACAUAAGUUUUAUAUUUGAAUAGCCAAGUAGUAUAGCUGGUAAUGUAUUUGUAGUUAUUACUGAAAAUUUUGAAAUCGUUGCUGAUCAGUAGAAUGAUUAGGUCUGUUGAAGGUUUAUAGGAUUAAUUACAUCAGUAGACAUCCUCAAAUUGUGUGAAGAACCUAAGUAUGGGAUCUUAGCCCCCCGAGUGAAAAUAUGAUUUUUCUGACUCGGGUUUGUCAAAAAUAUUAUUUGUCUGACUGGGGUUUGUCUAAAAUAGGAUUUGUCUGACUGGGUAUGUCAAAAAUAUUAUUUGUCUGACUGGGGUUUGUCUAAAAUAGGAUUUGUCUGACUGGGUAUGUCAAAAAUAGGAUUUGUCUGACUGGAGUAUAUCUAAAAUAGGAUUUGUCUGACUGGGUAUGUCUAAAAUAGGAUUUGUCUGACUGGAGUAUAUCUAAAAUAGGAUUUGUCUGACUGGGUAUGUCUAAAAUAGGAUUUGUCUGACUGGGUAUGUCUAAAAUAGGAUUUGUCUGACUGGAGUAUAUCUAAAAUAGGAUUUGUCUGACUGGGUAUGUCAAAAAUAGGAUUUGUCUGACUGGAGUAUAUCUAAAAUAGGAUUUGUCUGACUGGGUACAUCUAAAAUAGGAUUUGUCUGACUGGGUAUGUCUAAAAUAGGAUUUGUCUGACUGGAGUAUGUCUAAAAUAGGAUUUGUCUGACUGGAGUAUAUCUAAAAUAGGAUUUGUCUGACUGGGUAUGUCUAAAAUAGGAUUUGUCUGACUGGAGUAUAGUCUAAAAUAGGAUUUGUCUGACUGGGUACGUCUAAAAUAGGAUUUGUCUGACUGGAGUAUAUCUAAAAUAGGAUUUGUCUGACUGGGUAUGUCUAAAAUAGGAUUUGUCUGACUGGAGUAUAUCUAAAAUAGGAUUUGUCUGACUGGGUACAUCUAAAUUAGGAUUUGUCUGACUGGGUAUGUCUAAAAUAGGAUUUGUCUGACUGGAGUAUAUCUAAAAUAGGAUUUGUCUGACUGGGUAUGUCUAAAAUAGGAUUUGUCUGACUGGAGUAUGUCUAAAAUAGGAUUUGUCUGACUGGGUAUGUCUAAAAUAGGAUUUGUCUGACUGGAGUAUGUCUAAAAUAGGAUUUGUCUGACUGGAGUUUGUCUAAAAUAGGAUUUGUCUGACUGGAGUUUGUCUAAAAUAGGAUUUGUCUGACUGGAGUUUGUCUAAAAUAGGAUUUGUCUGACUGGGUAUGUCUAAAAUAGGAUUUGUCUGACGGGGUACGUCUAAAUUAGAAUUUGUCUGACUGGGGUUUGUCUGAAGUCGGUUUUCUAUUUUCAUGUGCGGGAGGUAAAUAUGGUAUUUAACCUAAUAUGCACAACCAUGGCCAAUAUAUAUUGUAAGUUCACAGGGACUUGACAUAAAUUCCUAGCCAACUAUCCAUACAUAUUAUGUAUAAUGUGUAUAACACAUAUGUAUGGUCUGUGGGUUGAGAGUUUGUAACAAGUCCCUGUGUUCAGACUCAUUGUUACUCAGAUACAUUAUCAUAUCAAUGUCAUUUUACGUUUUGUAUUUAUUUAUAGUCACAAUCAUACCAAUGUAUAUCAUCAUGUGUAUAGUGGGCUGUUUGAGUGUAUGGAUACGAAAAAUAGAUGUGUAAUACUAUGUUCUAGAUCAUGUAGUCUGAUUGUGAUGUUAUGACGUUUAAUAGAGCAAAGAGAAACCUUCCUUUGCUCUCCCUGGCAUCUCCAUGGCCUUAAGAUGUUUUGGUAUGGUAAUUCACAAACCUGUGAUUGAGGUGUGUGGUUCGACACUUCGUGGUAAUGUUUGUUUCUGGGUCUCAGGAAGCUGAGAAAUAGGACGGUCUGUGCUGUUGUAGUUGUGUCCUUGGAUAAGAAACUUUAUCCGAAUUGCUUUGGAUGGCAUGGGACAGGCCUCCUGUAUGUUGUUCAAUGAGGUAGUCACCAACUACUUCAAGGAGACCCUGCGACCCUGCAUCAAAAUAACCCUGGCUGUUUUAACGCGGUGAUAGUGAUAAACCCAGCAAACAAAACAAACAAACAUGUAUAUUUGCUGGUAGUGGGAAUGCUUGAAGAAUAAAAACUGCUAGCAUGGAUGUUGGGGGGGGGGGGGGGGGGGGAUCUUGGGAGUGGGCAGUUUUCAGGGCAAAAAAGAUCAUGAGUAUUUACAGACAUAUGAAUAUGUUCUACAGUGCCCAGCAAUACAACAGUCGUUAUUAGACAAAAAUUCAAUACCACACCAAAACCCCUGCAAAAAAAAAAAAAAUCAGAUACAUGUACCUACAUUGUAUAUGGAUUUUAAUUGGCAUACAAUACAAAAAUCACUAAUACAUGAUAGUUUGUGUACUUGUCAGAACAGCAGAAAUUCAUAACCACAUUGAAGUGAGAAUAUGGUUACCAUACCAGGUAUGUAAAUAUUAAUUUGAUAAAUAUCAGAAGUCCAGAACAGAGGUGAAUCCUUUAAAGUGAAUUUAUGACUGAUAUAAAUAUAUGUAGAUAUAGAGAUUCUCACUUCUGAAGACAGUUUGGUAGUAUUUAAUCAUAUCAUGUUAAGUUAUUUAUAGAAUCGUUUUAUUUGUAUAUUUGUUAUUGACCAAAUCGUGUGACUACUAGUGUAUGGUGUUUUGACUGAUGUUCUGAGUCGAUAUGUAUGUGAUGAGUGAAAGAUGUUUAUAAUCAUAAAAUGGCUGAUUAUUUUGUGUAGCUAUGUGAUAUCUUUUCCCAUUGUCUUGAAGAAAAAACAUUCAUUCAAGCUCACACCAUAGACAUUUGAAAACAGACAAUGGCAAUUCCAUUUUAUCGAUGCCUUUAGCUCUGUAUGUGAUAAUAGACUAUUUUAAGCUGAAAUCCUGCAAUAGAAAUUAGCUCUUUCAUAUUAUCUUAUAAAAUAGUGCGCUUAUUAGAUUUUGUAUAUAUUGUGUAUAAAUAACUGUAUACUCUGUGGGAUAAGAACUGAAAUGUGAUUUUGAAAAUAUUUUUUUCUUCAGGACAUUGGGUGUGUAGGUAAUGCCGGCCUUAGCGGGAUAACUGGUCGGUGUGUGUACAGCUGUGGGAAUCUUGAUGUGAAUAUUGGUGUAAAUAAAGUUAUUUUUAUAUCCAGGGAGUAAAGUACUAGUAAUCACUGUCUGUAUGUUAGUGCUAAUAAGAUCACAGGCUCUCGACAAUGCUGGUGGAGUCUGGGGAAACUCGGAGAUUGAUUUUAAUGAUCAGGGAAAAACAAAAAUAUUUUCAAACUGGCAUAGACAGGUAGGUCUUAGUUAACAUCUAGGGCAACUCAAAGAUUGAUUUUAAUGAUCAGGGAAAAAAAGAAAAAAUAUUUGAAAACUUGCAUGGACAGGUAGUCUUAGUUAUCGUCUUGGGCAACGCAGAUGAUUUUAAUGAUCGAGGGUGGGGGGAAGUUUGUGGACUGGCGUGGACAGAAAGAUUUUACUAUAGGAAAACUCUGUGACACAACUUUGAUGAUCAAGAAAAACAAAACAAAAAUAAUGAUAAUGCAGUUAUAGGCUGUAGGCAUUUUAGGUGGUUCAAAAUGUUUUGAAAUGGUUCCCAGUUAUGUUGCAGAAUUAUAUUGCCACAACAGCUGUCAUGACCAGUAACAAUGCAUAAGCUUUGUGUUUUAUAAUCAACAGGGACUGAGAUUGACUCUCUGUAGUGGAGCAAUUGUCAAUGGAAAAAGGAAAUGUAUAAUGAAUACUUUAUGUAUAUCUUUUAUAUAUAACCCAAAAAAAAUUAGAACUCUUCUUCAUUAGAGAUACAAUAAUGCCACUGGAACACUCCGCUUUAAGAGAAAGUUAUGUUUCUAUACUAAAUAGCCCACAAAACUUGUUGAGAGCCUGCGAUAUAUGCAUGUUUAAUUUGAUGUCUGGUUUUACCAAGCUGGUAAGAUUUAUGGUGAGAGUGAUGUUUGCGAACGGUUUUUUAAACCGAUGAUUAAUUUUUUAUCUAAUUUUAUUCAAUAAAAUGACACAAUUCUAA